This is a messenger RNA of Callithrix jacchus (white-tufted-ear marmoset), 7706 nucleotides long. NCBI's taxonomy places the organism in Eukaryota, Metazoa, Chordata, Mammalia, Primates, Cebidae. The record is from RefSeq and is a predicted model, not a curated record.
AAGGAACGGGGCGGGGGGUCCCGGAGCCGCGUCCAGCUGCGCGCAGCUACCCGAAGGCCGAGCUCCAUCGACUCUUCCGCGGGGAGUCCCAGGACCGUGGGCUGGGGCCAAAGCCGCAGACCCUGGUCCUCCGGGGUGCGCCUCGCCCCGUCCGGUCCCUAAGCAGCCAGUCCUGCCGGGGGUCUUCGGGGACCGCUGGAACUGGGAGAGGGCAUGGCACGGCGACUUCGCGGGGACCCUUGGGUCACUCUUUCCAGGGGGCCUCCGCGCACCCCUCUCUGGGUGGACGGGCUGAACCUCCCGUCCCUGCACCCUGCGGGGGUCCCUGAAGUCGUCUUCGCUCCCUUGGGGUUCUUGGUUUAAAUUAGAAACCCAGCUUGGAGCACUGGAAGUCUCUCCAUGUCCUGCGGGGAACCUGGUUGCUCUCGUCAAACGUCAGAAUGAUUCCCUGCAGAGCUGCGCUGACUUUUGCCCGAUGUCUGAUCCGGAGAAAAAUCGUGACCUUGGACAGUCUAGAAGACACCAAACUAUGCCGCUGCUUAUCCACCAUGGACCUUAUUGCCCUGGGCGUUGGAAGCACCCUCGGUGCUGGCGUUUACGUCCUCGCCGGGGAGGUGGCCAAGGCAGACUCGGGCCCCAGCAUCGUGGUAUCCUUCCUCAUUGCUGCGCUGGCUUCGGUGAUGGCUGGCCUCUGCUAUGCCGAAUUUGGGGCCCGUGUUCCCAAGACGGGGUCUGCGUAUUUAUACACCUACGUGACUGUGGGAGAGCUGUGGGCCUUCAUCACUGGCUGGAAUCUCAUUUUAUCUUAUGUGAUAGGUACAUCAAGUGUUGCAAGAGCCUGGAGUGGCACCUUUGAUGAACUUCUCAGCAAACAGAUUGGUCAGUUUUUGAGGACAUACUUCAGAAUGAAUUAUACUGGUCUUGCAGAAUAUCCUGAUUUUUUUGCUGUGUGCCUUAUAUUACUUCUAGCAGGUCUUUUGUCUUUUGGAGUAAAAGAGUCUGCUUGGGUGAAUAAAAUCUUCACAGCUGUUAAUAUUCUGGUCCUUCUGUUUGUGAUGGUUGCUGGGUUUGUGAAAGGAAAUGUGGCAAACUGGAAGAUUAGUGAAGAGUUUCUCAAAAAUGUAUCAGCAAGUGCCAGUGAGCCACCUUCUGAAAAUGGAACAAAUAUCUAUGGGACUGGUGGCUUUAUGCCUUACGGCUUUACAGGAACGUUGGCUGGUGCUGCAACUUGCUUUUAUGCCUUUGUGGGAUUUGACUGCAUUGCAACAACUGGUGAAGAAGUCCGGAAUCCCCAGAGAGCUAUUCCUAUUGGAAUUGUGACAUCUUUGCUUGUUUGCUUUAUGGCCUAUUUUGGGGUCUCUGCAGCUUUAACACUUAUGAUGCCAUACUACCUCCUCGACGAAAAAAGCCCCCUCCCUGUAGCAUUUGAAUAUGUGGGAUGGGGUCCUGCCAAAUAUAUCGUCGCAGCUGGUUCUCUCUGCGCCUUGUCAACAAGUCUUCUUGGAUCGAUUUUUCCAAUGCCUCGUGUAAUCUAUGCUAUGGCGGAGGAUGGGUUGCUUUUCAAAUGUCUAGCUCAAAUCAAUUCCAAAACGAAGACACCAAUAAUUGCUACUUUAUCAUCGGGUGCGGUGGCAGCUUUGAUGGCCUUUCUCUUUGACCUGAAGGCGCUUGUGGACAUGAUGUCCAUUGGCACUCUCAUGGCGUACUCUCUGGUGGCAGCCUGUGUUCUCAUCCUCAGGUACCAGCCUGGCUUAUCUUACGAGCAGCCCAAAUGUUCUCCUGAGAAAGAUGGUCUGGGAUUGUGUCCCAGCGCAGCCUCGAAGAGUGAGUCCCAGGUCACCAUGCUGCAAAGACAGGGCUUCAGCAUGCGGACCCUCUUCUGCCCCUCCCCACUGCCGACACAGCAGUCAGCUUCUCUUGUGAGCUUUCUAGUAGGAUUCCUGGCUUUUCUUGUGUUGGGCCUGAGUAUCUUGACCACUUACGGAGUUCACGCCAUCUCCAAGCUGGAGGCCUGGAGCCUUGCUCUCCUUGCGCUGUUUCUUGUUCUCAGCAUUGCCAUCGUUCUCACCAUCUGGAGGCAGCCCCAGAAUCAGCAAAAAGUAGCCUUCAUGGUUCCAUUCUUACCAUUUUUGCCGGCAUUCAGCAUCCUGGUGAACAUUUACUUGAUGGUCCAGUUGAGCGCAGACACUUGGAUCAGAUUCAGCAUUUGGAUGGCACUUGGCUUCCUGAUUUACUUUGCUUAUGGCAUUAGACACAGCCUGGAGGGUCAUCAGAGAGAUGAAGAAGAAGAAGGUGCUUAUCCAGACAACAUCCAUGCAGCAACAGAAGAAAAGUCUGCCAUUCAAGCAAAUGACCAUCACCCAAGAAAUCUCAGUUUACCUUUCAUAUUCCAUGAAAAGACGAGCGAAUUCUAACUGUUGCAGGAGGAGAGCUGGUCAUCAUCUUAACAUACAUAUCCUACACUGAGUAAAACAUGACCGGAUGUCAUGAGCAUGCUAGGUUGUCAUGGUUCGCUCCAUACAUAGUUCACCCUGACUUAUACUUACUCAUCUGUACAGCAUCUCCUCAGAUGGUGAAUUAUGUGCCCUGGGAAACUUCCUAAGUGGAGGCUUCAUUCAUCAGUGAUCAACAGCCCCCAAAUAGUGGGAGUGCAUGUACGUGUGUGUGUAUGUAUGUGUGUAUGUAUAUGCUUGGGAACAUGAGCGUUAAAAGUUAGCUGGUGUUUUACUAUUUCUGUGUUACAUCUUUCCAGUUUUGUCAUUAAUCAGUGGCAUAUACUGCACAUACUGAAAUAGAGGUAAAUCACUGAAUGCAAAGAGGUUUUGUGUGUGCCCCCUGCGGUUGGGGAAAUAACUAGCAGCUCUACCUUAUUUGACUUCAUCACUGGGUAAAUUUAGGGGAUGCCAAAAUGCAGUUACUCAUCAUGGUGUCUAUCUCUGGUUAGGGAUAAGAUGAGGGGAUAAGGAAUGAGCCUUUUCAGUAAGUUGUGAAUGCCAACAGUGGGUUUAAUGCAAAUUUUUUUCCCUGUAAGAUAUGACAGUUUGCUCAAACUGCAGCCAAUAGGGGUGUCUGCUUCUGCUGCACUACACAGGCCAGGAGUGGCAUUCAGGUCACUAUUUGGCAUUCUUUUGAAUUCUUGUCUCCUUUGCAAACAGUGGUCCUAAAAUACGAGCUCUUCACUUUUUGUGAAUGACAUAUCCCCAGUCAGGGGCUUAAGAGAGGCACUGUGAUCGACUUGGGACUCUUGAAAUUAAAAAGUGAAAGUAGUCACCCUGGCCAGAAAGCUCAUGGGAGUGACCAUAAUGAGAAUAUGUUUGAAGAUCAAAGAGUUAGACCAAUGCUUGAAUACGCAGACACCAAGCAUCCUUUUCUAAAAAGUCACUUAAAAUAAGCCAGCAGACCCUCCCAGCCCACACAAUCAAUGGCAUAACAUCCUUUUUCCAUUACUUACUUAAUCACAGCUUAGUUUUCGUCUUAACCUCCUCAGGUACAGAGUUCACUUCUUUGUCUAUGUUUCUUUUCCCUUGUUCUGGAGAUGAGGAGGCUACACAGCAUCGUGCAAAGAGGGCAGGAUCAAGGGAUAGAAGAGAAAAUCCCCCUGUUCUGAGAUGAACAUGCCUAUUCCAAUAGUAAAUGGCAUCUGGCCCAAUUUAAGGGCUUUGGAUCUAAUUUGCCUCUUAUGUUUCUUUUGGAAACAUUUAGGAAUGUUUUUCUCUCCCUACUCCAUACAUUGUUUAGUACUUUUUAUUCCAUUUGCUUUCAAAUGACCACACUAAGCCUAUUAAUACAAGCUCCAGGGUUUGUAUACAAUAACCCAUCAGUGAUUGAGGAUUCAAAUAUUCUGGUUAAAAACAUGAUUAUUUAAAACUGUAAACUAAAAAAAAUUGAAUUAAAACUGUAUAAACACAGUUAUCUUUGGAAAUGAGUAAAUUAUUUUUUACAUGUAAGAUUCUCUAAUUGUUACAUUUUAUAUUUGAGGGUUCCCUAAUAGUGGACUAUUUAUUUGCAGUGUGUUUUGCUUCUCAUAAACUAUUUUCUUUUGUACAAAUCAUUAAAUAGUUCAUUGGAUGAGGCUGGGUGACAUUUCCCAGGACACCAUGGUGAACAUUACCAAGCAUGCUAGCUGGCCCACAUAAUCCAAAGGCAAGGAAAACAUUUGUUUUUCUCCUCUUAACCUCCCAAGAGGUUUCUUGGGUCUCCCAAGAAAUCAGUUAUUUUAUUGACACCAUUAGAAAGCAAGUUGCAUUUUUAUGGUUUUGCAUAACCAAGAGUCUGUUGUGAUUAAACAUCAAACAGGUAGAAAGCCUGGGUUUCUGGCUGCUAGCGUUAGAGCAUCCAUGACACAGAACUCAUUACGGACAUUCCACAACUUCCAGGGUGCACAUGGUAAAAUCGGAAGCCCAGAAUUCUCUCUCAAGCUGGAUGUUUUACUGGAGAAAGGGAGUUGGAUAAGCAUAGGUCAGAUAUUUGGGUAGGGAUAGUAGGUAUGUCCAUAAACCCUUGCUGUUGUCACAGUACACUGAAAACCCCUUUGGUUUGACAGUUGAUCUAGAAUAGGCCCUUCACACAGGAAAUGUGAACAGUUGUUAAUAUAUAAACACUCAAAUCGUUUACUGUAACAAAAUCAAGAAACUUGUUUAGAAUAUGAUAGGCAGCUAAAACUGUUAUGCCCAUUGUUCAAUUUGAAGCAGAAUUUAGGGAAAAAAUAUUUUUUCACAUUGAUAUACUUUACAGACACAAAUAACUAUAAAAAGAUGCUUUGUCAGCCACUGUGCCUUUUUUUCUGUGAGGACUCAAAUGGAUGUGUGUGUUUUAGGUAUGUAUGUGUGAGUGUAUAUGUAUCUGCAUGUGUGUAUUUCAUAUGUCAGUGUGUAAGUCAGUUGGGUUUAUGGUGGGCUUUGGCGAUAUCACUAUGUGGGUACAAAACCCAACUGAUGUGGAGAAAAAUCAAUGUUUGAUGUUGAUAGAUACGCUUACACCAAAUUUUUAGUUUUUAAACUAUUUUAAAAUGUACUCUGAUUUUAUAUGUAUAUUUCCCAUAGAUAGGCUCUUUGAGAAGUAUUUAUAAUGUUUCUAAUAUGAAAUCACUAAACUCUAGUACAUUGUAACAGGUGCUUUGUAAUCUGGAAUGGAGAGGUGGUGGGCGCAUUUGGGAAUUCCUGGUCACUUGUUUCUGCCACACCUUUUCUGACAGAUCUCUUUUGGUAGGUGUUUACUGGUAAAAGUCAGUACCACCAGCUCUGUGGCACCUUCCUGUUUCUGCGUUGGAAUUCAUAAUGUUUUGAACUAAAUGUUCUUUUCACUUUCUCAAAAUUACUUAAAUGUGUUGCAGAGUUCUGACUAGUAAUCAAAAGUAUAUAAAGUCUUCUUCAUUAAUUAAAAAGUACAUAUGCACAUUCUUUUGUGAUUGAGUAAAAGCAGCUUAAAUUACUUUUCUUGCCUACACUAAGGAAUAUAUUCUCAACGUUUUCUCUGAGAAUUUCUUAUAAUAGUGCCUCAAUUUUAUACUCUUUACAAAAGAAUAAUUUGUGAAUGACCACCGAAAGGCAAUGGCAGUCCUACAUGAAAGAAUAGAGCUAUGCAAACUCUAUUAAAAACUAUGAGGAAAACUUAAAUUGGCACCUUUGAUAUGUACUGAAAUACUGAUUAUGAUAAUCACAUUCUCCACAGAGAUCAACAUUGAGGAAACUAAAGCCAAAGUGUCACUUUAGAGAGAUCUAUAAGAAAAAGUAACGGAUACAUGGAGCUUUCCCAUUACCAGCCAUAGUUGACAGAAAACAUUAGUUUCAGAAUUAUUUCCCUUUAAAAAAUAAAAGAUUGUCUUCUUUUAAUUUCUUUGAAUAAGAGAAUUUUUAAAAAACUUUUACAUUUUACAUAUUAGUCAAAAUACUUUUUAAGUCUUGAGUGUUUACAGGUAAUUGUUAAAAAAAUUUUUAAGGCCAAGCUUGGUGGCUCGUGCCUGUAGUUCUAGGACUUUGGGAGGUCGAGGCAAGCCAAUCACUUGAGCACAGGAGUUUCAGAGCAGCCUGAGAAGCCUAGCAAGACCCCUACCUCUACAAAAAAUACAAAAAUUAGCUGGGCGCGGUAGCACGCACCUGCAGUCCCAGCUGCUGGGGUACUGAGGUGGAAGGAUUACUUGAGCCUGGGAGAUUGAGACUGCGGUGAGUUGAGAUUUCGCCACUGUACUCCAGCCUGGGCAAUGGUGAGAACCUGCCUCAAAAAGAAAAAAAAUUGUUUUAAUAAAACACUUUGAAUUAGAAUCUAUUUUUACCUAUUUUCCAAAUUGAUUGAAAUGCUUAGCAGGGAGCAUAAGGAAAAGCCAUCAGCAUCCAAUACCCAUGAUGACAGAGAGAGCACUUGAGCUUGCCUUUCCUCUUCUUGAAUCAGGGCGUGUUCUGAGAUUACAAACCACAUGAUGAAAUCAUGCCAAGAUUCUGACUCUCCCUUUCUGGUGAUGUUGCUCAUGAUUUCUCCUGAUACCAACUGUUACCACCAAAAAUACUGUUUCCACAGGGCUUUGAAGGAUUGAGUUUAGCAUGUACAUCAUGGGUUAUUAAAGUUCACAUGAUUCUUGUGAAAUUAACUGUCCUUUUUGCUAGGGCCAAAACAGUGCCUUCUCUUGCACACUUUACUUUUCUAUAAAGUUCUCCCACAUGUCCUUAAAUAUCAAGGGGGAAAGUAGGGGUAUGCCAGCCAAGGUCAAUUUUUAGUCAUGUAGAUGUGAAAGUAAGGUUGUUGACUUUAUUGUUUUGGGGAGAUUUUUUUCCCUUAUAUAACUAUAUUUAAACACUUUAAAAUAGCCUUCCGGUUUCUGGAUUUUGAGAAGCCUGAUCUGUUGUUGUUGUGGUUGUUGGUUUUUGUAAUAUUCAUUAUUGUUUUUAUGUAUACAGUUUAGUCUUAUUGAUUUCAAAUGCAUUUUGUUAUGGCUCAACCCAGUGGUAAUACUGUUUGCUGGAAGGACUAUAGUUAACUUUUAUUCACCAUGGCUGAUGUCACUGCCAUGAUUGCUGGGCCUUAAAGAGCUUUCGCUAACCACUGACAGCCCAGUGGAUCAUAAUCAGGACCCCAGGCUGGUUCCAGGGUCAGGCAGCCUCUAGGGCAUGAGCAUCUAUCUAUCUGUAGCUACCCUUGUUGUGUGGGCUCAGAUUGAUGGGGUGCAAUAUGAAGUGAAAGACUUCAAAUGCAAGUCAGGGAGUUUGGGGUCCUUAAUUCCAAAUAUCCCCUGAGCAAAUCAAGAUGAAUAAGGACCAAGGAACUUCUGUGAUUCAUGGAAGGGGUAGCUGAUUCCAGAACUAGCAUAGUGGGACCCGGUCUACAAUUUAUGCACAUGCACUGAUAGCCUUGCUGUGCCAUGUAUCUCGCCAAGACCCAGUUGGGAAAGCACCUCCUAUUGCCAACAGGUUGGGUUUCUCUGGCCUACACCUGAUUAAUGGGCUCGUUAUCUUUGGUGGCUCCUACAAGUGCCCAGUUGUUUUAUUGCUUUGUUAUCAUUGUACUUAAUAGAAAUUGUUGCUAGGGCCCAAAACCCUCCAGAAAGUCUAUGUCUGUAAAAACCAACAAAGACAUUGGAUUUGUGUGGCUGUAAGGGGUUUUUUUAGUAGUAAUUUUAAAUUUAAAUGUUUUUAAGUGAUCAUCAGUUUUCCUUUUUACUUAAGUUGUAUUCUUUUGUAGAAUUUGUAAUAAAUAAAAACUGCUGCUUUACCACU